Messenger RNA from Biomphalaria glabrata, 1482 nucleotides. Its product is annotated as carbohydrate sulfotransferase 15-like. Gene Ontology annotation, biological process: hexose biosynthetic process. The record is from RefSeq and is a predicted model, not a curated record. Gene Ontology annotation, molecular function: N-acetylgalactosamine 4-sulfate 6-O-sulfotransferase activity. The transcript is spliced from 9 exons. The coding region runs from base 82 to 1404 and encodes 440 amino acids. Lineage: Eukaryota; Metazoa; Mollusca; Gastropoda; Planorbidae.
AUUGUUUUUAUUGUUGUUUUUUGCACAUUUAAGUCUAGAAUACCACUAUUCCACGACCACAACGAGUACCCUAUUUUGGACAUGAGAACAUCACUCAGAGACAGGAUGAGAAUGUAUAAUCGCACGGUGAAGCGGACCAUAUCUAUAUGUUUACUGUACGCAUGCAGCCUAUUCGUGUUCAAUUCAUGGAACUCCCAUUAUAGGAAGAUAGACAAUGCAGGUGAAAGACAAGCCCGGGUCUCUGUGCCAGACGAAAGAUUGACGUUUAGUAGAGAGGAAUUUAGUCUGAAUUUGAAGCCAAUGUCUCCAAUCGGGAUUGAUAACAUGACCUACGAUAACGUGAAUGAUUUCCCUUGUACUCAGAAAGAGAUGUCUAACUUCACUGUGGACCAGACAGAUGACAUCAUGUGCUAUUCAAGGCCAAACUAUAUAGAGGCACAUCUCAACCCGUGUUUCAUGGAAGAAGAUUCACCUGAGAAUCCAAAACGAGUCUUUAAGUGUUUGCCGUACUUCCACGUCCUGGGUUUUGACAAAUGUGGGACAACAGACUUCCAUUCCAGGUUGUCACAACAUCCACAGAUUCUAAACAAUUGUGGCGCCUUAGGAAAAGAAACAUAUUUCUGGAGCUUGUUCAGGCCUGGUUUAAACCUGUUUACAAGAUUUCCCAAGCAGCAUUUAUGGGACUACAAGAAAUGUUUUCAAAACAUGGCCACCAAGAUUAAUUCUACCAUGGCGCAAACAAACCAAAAUUUAAUAACAGGGGAUGCAACUCCAAUGGAUGUUUGGGAUUUUCGUGGUUGGCCAGAAGAUCCUCAGAACAAAGGUCUCCAGGAGCCAAGAUUUCUAACUCCACACGCCAUGCGUCACAUUUAUAAAAACCCAAAGUUUUUUUUACUGGUCAGAAACCCUGUAGAUAGAUUAUACACCGACUACUUAUUUCUUGGCUACGGCUUCACAGCUAGACAGUUUGCAAAGGACGUGCCCAAAGCUGUGUCUAUGAUGACGAAUUGUCUCAAGUUACAAACAAUUCGCCAAUGUUUCUUUAGUGAAGAGAUGUUAAGAAAAUUACCAGUGAGGCUUCACGUCAGCUGUUACUCAGUCUUUCUAAGAGAGUGGUUCUCAGUCUUCAACAGAAAACAUUUCUUUAUUUUCCGUACUGAAGAUUACCAUAGCAACACAAAAGAGUACAUGAGACAAGCUUUUGAUUUCUUAAACGUUGCUCCCCUCUCAGAAGCUGAAAUUGAUAGAAUUGCAAACGAAAGUAUCAAACACGAGACACACAACAAGAAAACUGCUGGACCAAUGUUCCCAGAGACCAGAGCCAUUUUAGAAGAGUUUUUUGCCAGAUUUAACGAAGACCUGGCCGCUUUGUUAGACGACAACAAAUUUUUAUGGCGUAAUUAGAAAUGUCACACCAGGCGCAAUAUUAUUUCAAAAUCAAUUUUUUACUCUCUAAACUAAAUUUUAUAAUCUUACAAUAUU